This is a messenger RNA of Linepithema humile (Argentine ant), 2174 nucleotides long. It is a transcript of the gene Ir76b, whose product is annotated as Ionotropic receptor 76b. The record is from RefSeq and is a predicted model, not a curated record. Gene Ontology annotation, molecular function: transmitter-gated monoatomic ion channel activity involved in regulation of postsynaptic membrane potential; glutamate receptor activity; sodium channel activity. Lineage: Eukaryota; Metazoa; Arthropoda; Insecta; Hymenoptera; Formicidae. Gene Ontology annotation, cellular component: plasma membrane; postsynaptic density membrane. Gene Ontology annotation, biological process: synaptic transmission, glutamatergic; modulation of chemical synaptic transmission.
GCGCAUUAACUGCUAUAAGCCAAUAGAACUUCUGGAAAGAAAACUGCGGGGGAUGUGUCGAGGGUUGACGGCGUCCGCGUCGCGUCGUCGUGGUUUCUCCGUCACCCCCCUUCGCACACCUUUCAUGGUCGCGUGACACGCUGACAUAAAACGACUCGUCACUACGUUGCUGUCGUCCGGGUCAGGAUGACUAGACAAGUGUCAGUAUCGAUUCACUUGACUGCUGGUUAUGCCACAUCGUACGAAGCAUUUCCGGCCAGAUGAGAUCCAGACGGAAUUUACUGAUCAAGAUGUGCACGGAUAAUAGCCAGAGACAUCGUUGAAGAAUGCACAGCUUCCGGCUAUUUUUACUCAGCCCGCUUAUACUCGCGUGUUGUCACACCAGCUAUGGACAAAAUGACACAGCGAACAAUAAAGAGUCGCCAAUACCCGCAGAGAUGAAAAUAACGUCAUGGAAUGACAUGCCGUUUUCCGGACUAGUGCAGGAAAAUGGAACGUGGGUAGGAAAAGGCUACGCCUUUUACUUACUGGAGUUACUUAGUUUAAAAUUAAAUUUUACAUACACUAUCGUGCCGCCUAAACAGCAUGUGUUAGGAAAUAAGGACAAGGGAAUUUUGAAUUUACUUUACGAGAAGAAAGUUGAUAUGGCAGUAGCCUUCCUGCCUAUUUUGUCGGAGUUGCGGAAUUAUUGUACAUUCAGCACAGCUCUGGAUCAAAGCGAGUUAUCGGUGUUAAUGAAACGACCGCAAGAAUCGGCAACCGGCUCGGGACUACUCGCACCGUUCGAUCACAUCGUUUGGUUAUUAGUUCUAGCCGCAGUGCUCUUUGUAGGACCCAUAAUAUAUGUCUUUGCCAUAUUACGGGCAAAAUUGUGGAAUGAACCAGACUCCGAGAAUUAUAGCUUAUUCUCUUGCAUAUGGUUCGUGUACAGUUCUUUGUUGAAACAAGGAACGACCAUGUUGGCGAUGACAGACUCGACGCGGAUUCUGUUCGCCACAUGGUGGAUAUUCAUCCUGAUAUUAACGUCCUUCUACACGGCGAAUCUCACCGCUUUUCUCACGAAGCCACAAUUUACCUUGCCGAUCAACAACUUGGAAGAUAUAGUGCGCAAAGGUUACGAAUGGGUUACUUACAAAGGACGCACGAUCCACUUUUUGCUGUCUGAACAAGAAACAGAGGAGUUGAGUUUACUGAAUGCUACAAAAAAGGGGAAAGGUCAUUACAUAUCGUCGUACGAGUAUCCGGUUAACUCAAUUUUCAACGCCGUGGAGAAGAACAGACUAUUCCUCGGCGAAGCCCAUUAUCUUCAAAGCCUGUUGUUCGAGGACUACAUCAACAAAACUCGCGAGCAUCUGAUCCAUCAGAAGAGAUGUACAUACGUCAUUAUGCCCGGCGCAAUUUUCGUCACCAGUAGAGCAUUCGCCUUCCCCUUAAACUCCACCCUCGCGAAACCAAUUAACAGAGCACUAAUGGCUCUAGUGGAAACCGGUAUAAUAAAGCGCGAGAAGCUAAUGGAUUUACCGCGGGCGGAAGUAUGCCCGUUGGAUCUUCGAUCCACCGAAAGGCAAUUAUCAUUCAACGAUCUGUCCCUGACCUUCAAGGUCGUAGUCGCUGGAUAUGCAAUCGCGACUCUGGUCUUCUUUGGCGAGAUAAUGAUUAGAUCGACGGUAAACUUUUACAAGCGACGGAAAGACACCGGCAAAUGGUGCGAUUCCACGCUCUGCUGCAAACGGAAACGAAGAACGAAGGAAUCCGUCACCCCGCAAUUGGUGUUCACGAAGAAUCCCCUGUUUAAUAAGCAGACCAAUUUACAGAAGACAAGCCCGCGCGCGUUGUAUCAGAACAUUCCGUAUGGCUUCACUCAGGGGAAGAAACACUGUAUUAACGGGCGCGAUUAUUACGUCGUGAUGGAUCGUUACGGCGAUCCAAGAUUGAUACCCAUUCGCACGCCAUCCGCGUUUUUAUUUCAAUACACAGCAUAGUUAAAAAAAGCUAACAAUCACUGAAUCACAGAAAAUCAAUCAUGGAGCUUGUCAGAAAUAUUAAUUAUACACAAAGUAUUAUCGAAAAUCGUACAGCCAUUUAUCAACCAUUUCAUCGGCGUGAGACAUUUAAUAUCAUUAAAAAUAAUGUUUCUAAUUAUUAUAUCAAUAUGAAUUCAACAUAUAUUUUAC